Fusarium poae is the source of this 636-nucleotide messenger RNA. RefSeq lists its product as uncharacterized. Lineage: Eukaryota; Fungi; Ascomycota; Sordariomycetes; Hypocreales; Nectriaceae. Bases 1 to 636 code for a protein of 211 amino acids. The record is from RefSeq and is a predicted model, not a curated record. The transcript has a single exon.
AUGCUUGAGAAGCGAGGCAGCCUGGAACCACUCAUGCACACUUCACAGAACAAAACGAAAAGACUAUUGCCAGUCGCUUGGCCAUCGCUCAAGCCAGAGACAAACAUGCUGUCAUUCGAUAUACGCAACCCGAUAACUCGAAGGGUGGUGGGCUCAUGCCCAAUAUCAAGCUGUCUUGCUUUUCAAGUAUGCGGUGAUGGUUCAACGGUUGUGGAAGUGUGCAUGGGUGGUUCUAAUGGCCAAACAAUUGACUAUGCUGUCGCUGACCCCAUUUAUGUGGGUGAGCUGUCGCUGACCCUAUCUAUGUCGAUGAGAUUGUACAGCGUCAACUCUGCAACUUCGGAUCUCUCUGCGUCGGCACCCGACACCAGACUCACAAUGUUUUCCCACGGUGGGAGUUCGUUUGAUGAUUGUCAUACCCAGACCAGCCCGACCCCAGCCGCUACCCUCGUCCACUCACGAGGUCCUAGCUACAAUGCUGGACCUUCAUUCAUUAACUGGGUGUCGGCGGGCGGCGAAGACGGACUCUGCAACCUCCACGUGGUGCCGCCUGGGAACCUGGCUAUGCCAGAGCCAGUGCAGAGACGCAAAGACUCGAACAACGCGACUCGAGCGAUGAGUGAAGCGAAACCCUAG